Molecule: messenger RNA, 1140 nt
Organism: Piliocolobus tephrosceles (Ugandan red Colobus)
Lineage: Eukaryota; Metazoa; Chordata; Mammalia; Primates; Cercopithecidae
Exons: 2
Coding region: 174-929 (251 amino acids)
Source: RefSeq, a predicted model, not a curated record
GUGGUCCCUUCACCCGGGCUCCGCUCUUGCCUUCUCCACACUUGUUUGAGGGAAGUCUGGCCCCGAGUGCUGGUAGACUGUGGAAUUCGGCUGUGUCCUGAGGCCACCCCAGAGACCCCGCGCCGCAUGAGUGCCUGAGCGCUCGGUGGACGCCGCGCCGCGCGCCUGGAGGGAUGCUAACGUGGAGCCGGCGCCGAGUCCGCCCGGCGUGCGUGCGUGUGUGGGAGCGCGCGAGUCCCCUGACGCGGGGACCAGUUAUGAAUCGGGGGUGUGUGUUUGCCUCCAGAGACCUGGCAAGGUGCGGAGUCCUCCAGAAGUGCGGUCAAGCGGCAGCGGAGACGGCGAGCCAGGAACCUCCCCCCGCGUCCCCAGCUUCCCAGCGUGGCGGCGGAACCCCCGGAGAAAGUUUGCAAACUUCCAGCGGGCGCGGCGAGGACGCCGGGUCACCUAGGGAGCGGGUGGGCGCGCGCGCAGGGGGCUCGCUCUCCCCGGUGCGGAGCUGCCGCUGCCACUUCUCCCGUGGGGCUGCUGGCUGCAGUGGGUGGGCGCGCGCCCAGGGAGGGGAGGUCGCCCUUGGAGGGCGCUUGGCUUUCGCUCCAGGCGUUCCGGGCUGGAGAGCAGCGAGGCUCCCUCCGCUCCCGUCCACUCCUCCGGCCGCCUCCUGCCUCCGCUGCUUUCUCGCUGGCAUCGUUACCUCUUCCCGGCCGCUGCCCCAAAUGACAGCUCCGGCUCGAGCCUUGGCGGCGCCCAGGCAAUUCCCAGGACCAGGCGGCGGAGUCUCCCCCUGCGGCAAAUUCUCGGCAGAACCACUUGAACUUUUCAUGAAGUUCUUAGAGGGGCAAGAUGCGGAGGAAGGAACCAAGGAGAUGUUUUCCCUCAGCAACUGCAUCCACUUCUUUGCCAUAGAUUUGUUUUUAAGGGACGUCUAGUAGAUAAAGCCCUAGACCUUGUCCACACUCUCAUCCCCGUCCCCAACUUUCCCUGGACCGGUGCCGCCCCCACUUGAUGCUUGUUCAAGGCCGGGGUCUGGAGCCGGCUACUUGUAUAUUUCGUUGUCAGUCUGCAGAAUGUGUUUGAUUUUUAUUUUUCCCUCCUUCUCUGACAUGUGUCAAGGAAUAAAGGCUGGAUACAGGUCCAUUA